Molecule: messenger RNA, 667 nt
Organism: Rhagoletis zephyria (snowberry fruit fly)
Lineage: Eukaryota; Metazoa; Arthropoda; Insecta; Diptera; Tephritidae
Product: APOBEC1 complementation factor-like
Molecular function (GO): RNA binding
Source: RefSeq, a predicted model, not a curated record
AUGCUAGAAAGCUCCAUUAACGAGUCCAAGAAUCUUCUGGUGAACUUGGCCAACACCUUCAAGUACCGCAUUGCUCAGGAGAAUGGCCAGCGUAUCUUUGGACCGCCGCUUGAUUGGCCAAAUAACCUGGCCAUUCCUGAGAAGGGCACCGAGUGUUUUAUUGGGAAGAUUCCGCGUGAUUGUUUCGAAAAUGAGCUCAUUCCGCUCUUCCAAAAGCCCGGAGUCAUCUACAAGAUGCGUCUAAUGAUUGACUUCUCGGGAAACAACCGUGGCUAUGGAUUCGUCCAGUAUUUUACUCCGGAGGAUGCCAAGAAAGCCGUGGAGUUGCUUAACAACUACGAAAUUCGAAAAAACUGGAACAUCGGUGUUAUGCACUCCAAGAACAAUAACCGCCUCUUCUUCGGAAACCUUCCGAAUAGCAUUUCUCGCAGUGAGAUGGUUUCUGAGAUUGCCAAAUACACUGCGGGCAUCAAAGGAGCCGUCUACUAUGGAGGAGUGCACCGUCAACAUGGCUUUGGUUUUGUCGAGUAUGAGAACCACAAGAUGACCGCUCUGGCUCGUCGCAAGUUUUUUCCUGGCUCUAUUUUGCUGUUUGGCCGUCAGCCCAAAGUUGAUUGGGCCAAGUCCGAAGAGGAGUGUGAUGAAGAUGACGGUUCACACGAUGUCC